CCGGAGCAUGUAAAAAGAAUUCGUCGUAUCAAAAUUUACUCAAUAAAUCUUUCACGCUGGCAGUCCUCAAAGAAAGGAUGAACCCCAUAGAAAGCUCCCUACUGUACUUUGAGACUAGUAAAACCAGAAUAUUGGUCCUGGUCUCUGCAGUGCUGGCUGGCUGGGUGUUUCUUGAGCUGCUCUAAAGUUCUUUAUCGGAGUUGACAGAUGCUCGAGAAGCAAAUGCUGCCUAGUCCUCUCGCCGAUGGUAAGUGUCUAAGAAUUUACCGUAAGAAUCGUUCACUGUUGGAUAAUCACGUGAUCCCAAUGCUGGUACUGGAUGGCCUGCUCUCUCGCAUUUCUGGCAUAUCUCCUGGCUAUUUAUUUAGCAUUCAAAUCUAUUCACGCUCGCAUGCUCAUCUCUGUCCUACGGAGCUGGCUGAAGGUCUUCGUGCAAUAGCUUGUGAGUGAAGCUUUGCGCAGUAAAUGUUCCCAUCUCUGGUCCUACUUGCUCUUCUUCAUUCUGCCUAAAGAAUGACAGUCCCUGCUUCAGCCAUCGACGGAUUGGUGUAAUCUCUCUUGAAUCUACAUGCCGCCAGCUGCUUACCAAUCAGUUCUAGCAUGUUGCGAUCAUUUAGCUGCAGCUCGAAAACUUCUUCAAUGAACUGUCGUCCUUCAGUCCCACACCUUGUCCCACGCUCUGGUGUUUGUGCGACAUGAGAACGAACUCGGGGAAGAUUCUACUCUCGCAUUGAUAUCUUCGUCAGCAUCUGUGUAUGAAAGGCAGUGUGUGUACUGUAAUCAUUUUUACUUCGCCACCAUGCCAAUCUUCUGCAAUCGAGUGGAUGUCAUAGUUCAUGCUUCCCUUCCUUCCAUCUCCAUGCACGUUCCAAAACUAGAGAAGUUGGAUGGAUGCGAAGAUCAUCCCACAAUGGCUCCUGGCCAGUGCAACUAGUAGCUAACUUCCAAUGAAGGAAAACUGUUGUGCUGAGAUCUGAGAUCUGAGCUCCAGCUGCAACGAAAACAUGACUAACUUAGACCCCCGAAAUAGUGUUACAAAGCUUCAAAUGCUGAAGCGGGGGAAAGAAUGCCUGACUAUAGAAAUCUACAAAUUGCAAGCAAGUUCUUGCACAGUACUACCAACGAUGAUCACAGCUCGUGGUCGAAGCUAUGGACUGUUAUGGUACAUUUCACCCAGUGAUAUCUGUCGCCACUGCCUGAUACUUCUCGUUGCCUGUUCACUGAGGACAGUAUAUACAUCUCCUCGAUCACUGACCGAUCGGUUCACAGGAUUGCUGAUCGACACAGUCAAUUAUGAUACAGAAAGGAUUACACGGAGCUAGUGAGUUUCAUCAAUAUGUGUACGACGUACAAACGAUGAUGAUCCACACACUGAACUUGCCCAUAAUCGUUGACAUGCCCGUGAAGGCCAAAAAUAUACUCGCUCCUGUUCGUGGAUCCAUCUGCAGAUUCUAGUAGUACUCGCGCUUGUCCAUCUUCUCGGCCACUCCGGCCAGAUAAUUCAGAAGAGUCUGGCCGAGAUACUCGACCACGUACCCGAACCACAACGAAACACUCUGCCGAGUGGACGGCCUCAUGACGCUUCUGGUGAUGACGGCGGCGGAGUCAGCCACGAGAGACUCUCUCUGCGCGCCGCUCUCGCUGCCGCUGCCGCUGAGCAGAGCUCGGGUGUCAAUUUCCAUCUUCUUGCUUGCGCUGCGCAGCCUCGCAGCUCGCUGCGAGCUCUCCGCCCUGCGUGAUGAAUUCUCCUCUUCAAUCACGUCCUCGGACCUGUCCCAGAACGGCAAUGGCAAGCAGUUCCACAUUUUGCACUGCGACUACAACUCCUCUCCUCGAGUAAAACGAAUGGAGUCUGUCUGUGCCUUGAUAUCGACCACGGGCGAGAACCCAAUUUCAGCAAUCCAAUGUCACGACUUCUUCACCUAUUCCUAAACCUGUGGAAUUCCUUUGCGCACUCGGAGCGGGAUCAGACGAAUUUCGGGGCUGCGUAGUUUCUACGAGUCGUCAAGUAGAGAAAUUGGAUGAGGUCCAGGAGAUUUAUACAGGAGCAAGUCUGACCCGGUUUGCACAGAGAGUGAACGGGAGAGUGAAGAAAGUCAGAGGAAGGAAAGAGAAGGGAAGGGAAGGGAAGGGAAGGGAGGGGAAGGGAAUGGCGGGGGCCCGGAUUCACAGCUGCUCAAAUAGGAGAAGAGUCCUCCUCCUCGAGAGCGCAGAGGAAUUCAACGAGUUCCCGGCCGAGACUUCUGGCACUGACUGUACCAGAGCUAAACAAUGGCCUUAUAUAUGAUCCGCGCGUCGCUCGCUC
Messenger RNA from Marchantia polymorpha subsp. ruderalis, 2305 nucleotides. NCBI's taxonomy places the organism in Eukaryota, Viridiplantae, Streptophyta, Marchantiopsida, Marchantiales, Marchantiaceae. The record is from the annotation of a GenBank genome assembly.